GCGUGUGUGUCAAUCGAAGAAAUAAAAUGGAGAACUUCAUGUGAUUGUUGUUUUGCACAACAUUAAUCUUGUGUAUAAAUUGACAGAAGUUUGUGUAUUUUCGUAUGCUAAAACCGGUUAAAAAGUGCAACAAAGUGUAGUUAAACUCAACAGGAAUAUACUAAACUCGUCUGAAUUCAGCAAACGAACAGCUCUUGAUUGUAAUCAAACAAUGUAGCGAGAAGAUGUAAAUCUAAUGUUUGCUUAUGUUGAAAUUUUGGUGAAAAUUGGGUUGUCAGAAACUAUAUAAAAAAAUAUUGAACGAUGAAUGAACUGCAAUUUUACAGACUAGCGUGUGGUUAAUAAAGAAACAGUUUAAACUUCAAAGUGCAGUGAUAUUAUUUUUUUCGAAAGUUAUAUGAAGAAUUACUUUAUAACAAGCAAAACCUGUAAAUCGGUGGAUGGGCAGUGAAUUUUCAUAGACCACGGGCCAGAAUGAAGGAGAUGGUCGGUGGUUGCUGUGUUUGCUCCGAUGAUCGGGGUUGGUCUGAGAACCCUCUGGUCUACUGUGACGGCCAAAGCUGUGCGGUAGCUGUACACCAAGCGUGUUACGGAAUAGUAACUGUGCCUAGCGGACCCUGGUACUGUCGAAAAUGUGAAAGUCAGGAACGUUCAGCGCGGGUACGUUGUGAGUUAUGUCCCUCUCGGGAUGGUGCUCUCAAACGUACCGACAAUCAAGGCUGGGCGCAUGUUGUAUGUGCUUUGUACAUACCGGAAGUGCGCUUCGGCAAUGUUACAACUAUGGAACCGAUUAUUCUACAGUUGAUUCCUCAGGAGCGAUAUAAUAAAACAUGCUACAUAUGCCAAGAAAUGGGAAAAGGUUCCCGUUCAACUGCUGGCGCAUGUAUGCAAUGUAACAAAUCUGGAUGCAAGCAGCAAUUUCACGUUACUUGUGCUCAACAGCUUGGUUUGUUAUGUGAGGAAGCAGGAAACUACCUUGAUAAUGUCAAGUACUGUGGGUACUGCCAACACCACUACAGUAAAUUGAAAAAGGGAGGGAAUGUUAAAACAAUUCCUCCUUAUAAACCUAUCAGCCAUGAAACCAAUUCCAGCGACGGUCCAUCAUCACCGGAGAAAGAGCUGGAGCCACUAGCGGUAUCGCAACACUCCACCAGCGGCAGUGUGAGUGCAACUGGUAACACCAGCAACAGUAUGAAGUCAAAUAACCGACAAAUGCUCGAUCAAAGUGGAUCUUCUGCUUCUUCGUCGUCAAAACAAAGAAAAUCUUCGAGUGUCUCAAAAGGCACCAUUAGCUCUUCUUCGACAUUGUCAACAUCAACUUUUGUUACUGCUAGUACUAGUGGUCCUAAUAUCGCAAGUUCGUCUCCUACAUCUGUUCCAAUUGGGCUUACUUCGGGUAGUAAUAGUGGAAGUUCAGCUGGAGGAAACGCUAACAAGGUUAUUUCAUCCUCAUCCUCUUCCAACAGUAGCAGCAAUAAAGAAAAAGAUAAAUACAGUAAAAGUGUAAAUAAAGUAUCCAGUACAAAUAAAAAUCACGAAAAGGAAACCUCUUCAGGAUCUUCGGCAACAUCAUCCUCUUCGCAACGUGACAAAGGUUCCAAAUCAUCGAAAUCUGGUAGCAACAAUAACAGUGGAGGCAGCAGUAAUAUAAGUACCAUGGGAUCAUUACCCGGUAACCCACUUAGUGCAAAUUCUAAUAUCGGCGGGUCACUUACAAAAGAUAAUGAACUCUCGCCAUUAACAUCCUCCAUACAGAGUGGAUCGACUAUGUCCUCAGCAACUACAAAGAACCAAGAUGGCACUGUGAAUAAGCCAGAAAAAACAUUGGCUCAAAUUUCCUCUGCAGCGGUAUCAUCAGCUCGAGCAGCUUCUCUUUCUCCGGCAGCUAUUCCAACUACGUUGAUUAUCAAGCCUCCGCAUGAUCAUUCUGGUAACACCAAGGAGAUCCUGUCUAAGGAUGCUAUCGCAAAAUUUACAACAUCAAACUUCACCGAAACUAUCGUUGUAAAUUCAGAUUCGGUAUUUGGAUCUGCUGCGACGACCGGCAAUAGUAGUAGUGGUGCGAGCAGUACCCAACCAAAUAAUGCGGCUGGUAACAUAAACUCUAGUGUGGGAACUAUAUCAGUUAUAGAAAGUUCGAAUGCGUCCAGUACUGCUGGAAUUGCAAACAAAAUUAACAUUUCCGGAGGAAACACAUCGUCUUCUACGGGGCCAGGUGCCACUAAGAAGCGUAAAGCUGAUGCCAGAUCUACACCAACGUCGACUGCAAGUAGUGAUAUAGAUAUUACUCGUGAUCUGAUAAAGGAUGUUGCCGUUUCUCUUGUGCCAUUACCCUUGAAUAAGAGUGAUAACAUCGAUCCAGCAUCCCUGCUUAGCAUCGAAAAAAAUAUUAAGAAGGCUAAAACUGAACCUAAUUCUCCUCAUAAUCCCAGUGGAGAAAUUAACAUUCAAAACGUCAGUCCUAAUCUGGUGCAAUCACAUGCAUCGAAUGUCAUCUCUUCGUCUAUCAAACAUCAGCAACAGUCCAAUUCCCCACAACUACAGCAACAACAGCAAGGGCAACAGCACACUCCGAGUCUCGUGGUGUCGGUUCCUUUGUCGACAGCAACCGUACCUGGAAUAAAUCUACCCACAAGUAACAGUAACAGUAGUAGCGGUACCGGUACCUCUAUUACAGCAAAUAAUGCUAGCAGCAACAGCAGCAGCAGUAGCACACCGAACAUCAUAUCAACGAGCCAGAUGUCUUCGGGAAGCAGCUUGUAUCAGCAGUUGACGCAUCGGACAAAUGAUCAAAUUGCGAAUGCCACCAGCAAUCGUUCUAGUCCGAUUAUACAGCAGCAGCAGUCCAAUAUGGCAAGCCACGUAAUACAGAACUCUGCACAUAUAAUGCUCGAGCGACAUUCACCAAGCAUGAGAUCUUCACCUGCCAUUAUUACUAGCGCUGGUUCGCAACAACAGCAGUCAAACCUUUUCUCUUCAGGCGGCGGAAUGGAUCUGAAUCUGGCCGGUUUAACAUCCGGUGUGUCCGUACUACAGAGCAUUUCGCCGGUACCGAUGAGUACCAUACAAAGCACUUCAUCCUCACCUAUCAUCCCAGGUAAUGGUGGAGAUGGUGGCUUAAAGAUUUCUUACGAAAAACAAACCUCCAAUGUACGAAUUAGUGCGUUGCAAGACGAAAAACUGUCGGGACGAAGAUCCAGAUCCAAAUCAAGAGAACGCGGUGGUGGCGGUGGUGGUAGCGGAAACGGAAGCAGCGUCGGUGGCGGUAAAACACGAACAUCCAAGAAACGCUCACUACAACAUCAACAGCUGCUGCGUUCCUCACCAUUGGUCAACACCGGCUCGUCAUCCUCUUCCUCUUCUUCCUCUGCCAACAACGCAUUGUUUGCUAACGAGCCCACCACCACCAGUCGUAGUUCGACUCCCAGCAAUAGCCACUCAAACGCUAACAACAAUAAUCAGCCUAACUUGACCCUUAAUAGUAGUAGCAGUAAUACUAGUCGCACUAACCCUGCCAACGGCAACACUAGCAACAGUUUGCUGAUUAAUUCCACUGGAACAAGCAUCGUCGGGCCGUCUACUCAAUCUCACUCAGAUAAACUUUCCCAAUCCGCAUCCUCUGCUUCAUAUUCUUCAACCGCUAUCGCAAACGUUUCCAACAGUUCAUCUGCUUCCACUGUAACAAUCGCUGCUGCUUCUGGCACGCCCGUUAUCGAGACGAUUGGUUCCGUCUCUACUUCGUCCAACAGCUUUCAAAGUAACCAUCCAGGGGGUUCGGGUGGUCAAUCUCACCAUAUAACUGUCGGCACCGGCAGCAUUGCAAGUGGUAACAGUAUCAGCAGCAACCACUCCGGCAGUAACAUCAAAAACAAUAGUAGUAAUUUAAUAGCUGGCACUGGUACCGAUCAUGGUCAUGGCACCCCUAGUAGCAAUAACACCAGUAGUAACAGUAACAAUAAUAAUGCUAUGGUCGUCACACACACCAGCAAAAAGCUUAGAUCCUCACAACCAAUGGUUGAAAUACCCUCGCCAUCUAAUUCCAGAACGCCGGACAAUAGUUAUGUUUCCAAUUCAUUUACCGGCAGCAGCGGAGGAGGAUUAAAAUUUUCUUACGAAGCUCAACCGUCCAAUCCUGCAGCAAUCGGAGCUACGGCGACCAUUAUAACACCACAGACAAUGGUCAAAGAGUCGCCACCAAGCUCACCCGGUUCAGACACUGGUAUGACUCGAUGUAACAAACGAAAUCGGAAGCUAUCGACGAAUUCAAACGCAGGGAUUAGUGCACCACAUGAAGCGAAGGAAAUCAAGUUAUUCCAGAAUGGAGUUGUUCACGCCACUCACAUGCUGGGCAAUCAGCUCAAUCCAAACAGUAGUGUAGCUCAGAAGAUGUCCGAUCAAUUGACAAUGGAGAUGGAGUCUCACACGUUUGUUGAAGCAGCACCGCAGCUAGUGGGUCCACCCUUUCCAGGAAAAAUACAGGCGUCUCGAACGCACAAUGCAGCUGCGACUGGUGGGCCGUCACUGACUUCUAUGCUUACGGGUAGCGGCACAGCAACUGCUAAUGGCAAUACACCACAAAGUCUAGAGCAACUACUAGAGCGACAAUGGGAGCAAGGAUCUCAGUUUUUAAUGGAACAAGCACAACAUUUUGACAUUGCAUCGUUGCUAUCCUGUUUGCAUCAGUUGCGAAGUGAAAACAUCAGGCUGGAGGAACAUGUCAACAAUCUCGUGGCGCGGAGGGAUCACCUCCUAGCCGUAAAUGCAAGACUCGCAAUUCCGUUAAACCCCACUGCACUGGGUGGUGUUGGUCUUACAGUUAGUAAUCCCGGUGGGCCAGGGACAACUGCGACUUCAAGCACAGGAAGCGGGAAUACCAAUCCUGCAGGAUCUCAAGCCCAAUUCAACAAUAUGCACGGUAAUGGACCUCAUGAAACGAGCGGAAGUACCUCCAACACUACAACUAUUUCCAGUCGAAGUAGUCGAAUACAGCAACAUCAAACUCAACAACAGCAGCAACCGCAAUCACAUUUCGGCAGCAGUACAGUUAACCAGAUACCGCUAGAAAAUGGUAUUGAUUUUCGACAUUCAAGUUCUACCCAUCAAAGCUCCAAUAGCUCUUCAAUCAGUGAAAAACCCAACACAAUCUACGUCAAUUUCUGAGGGCUAUCUUCCUACUGUUGCGAAGCUGAUGUCGAGCGUUUGUACUAGCCGUUUGCAAACUUUUGGUCAAGUUAUACCACAAAUACCCUAAACAUGCGAAACUAAACACGGGCAAUAUUUAUACAAUUACAAUUUCUAUACAAUCUUUAUGUGUUCUUCAACGAAGAAGAUGUGAAUCUUUAUCGAAAGAGUGACAUAUUUGUUCAUGGUAAUAACAGCGUUUUCACGGACUUGACUAUCGUGACAAAGUAAGCUAGAGAUUGAUAAAGUGAUUUGUUGUUUUUGACGAAAAACAGCCGUUAAAUCAAAGUUCUAGUUAUGCUUUUAUUUUACACAAUAUUUUGUACAUCUGGUUGUCCUGCCUUUUAGGUUUAAUUUACUUAUCGGUUCUAAUUUAUACUUGGUUUACAAGGCAAAUGUCAGACUAGUUAGUGGUAGCCACAAGAUAUAUUUAAUUUAAUUAUUUUGUAGAAAAUAAAAACAAAUGGAUUCGACGUAAGCGUAUGUUUUGUUAUGUUUCUUUCACAAACCUUAUCAUUUCCUUAACUAAUCCAACACACUCAACUAUAUUUUUAUAUAGUUUUUUUUUAACUGACGAAAAUAGUAGGAUCUCUAAUUACCUAAAAUCAAAAUCCGCAUGCCCAAACUAAUACUUAUUUGUGUUCUUUAAUUGUCUUCCUUCGCUUCCUUCGUAUAUUACGUGAAUAUCAGAAUCAUCAGUUCUGCUUCUACGGUCACCUCUCCUGGCGAGAACCUGAUUAGCGAAUCUAAUUUAUUAAUCAUUGCUUGCUAACAUGACGCAUUCAAUUUCGAUUAAAGAAUCAUUCUUGUUAUUUCUAACACAUCAUUUGUUGAGGUUCUGAAAAAUCCAAUCAUUUAAAACUAAAAAACCGUUUAAUUUGAUAUCUAUUAAUUCAAAAAAGCACACAAUAUUUACGGCAUUUUGACUAGGAGCAACGAAAGCAAAAAUGCCGUUGUGAAUACUAAUCAAAUUUUAUAUCUAAAAACGAAAUAGAAUACAACAUAGUAAUUCUGAACAGAUUGCUAAUGAUUAAAAUAUUGAAUGAAAGUGAUUGUUGUUGUUUGUUUUUCAAUCAUUCAGCCUAAUAGUAUCAAGGAAAUUAAUGACCUCACAUGUGAUUUCUACAGAAAUUAAUUCUAACGUAACUUUUCGAGAGGACCCAAGUAACACUGGGAGUCUCUCUUUGUUUACUUUCUCUUUUAUUAACCGUUAUGUACUCGGCAAUUUCAACACACGUAAGUACUCGGCAGGGUACCCGGGUACACACCAAAAUGAAAAGCUUCUUACUUCUUCAAUUCUUGAUCGAUUUUCGAUCUUGACCCGUCAAAAGAUUGGAAAAUUUGUCUAUUUUUAUUAUACAGGGCCUAAACAACGAAAAUCUGCUCCGAAAUGGUCAUUUCGGAUAAUUUAUCAGAUAGACUCAAAAUAGAUGAAAAUCAACUCCUGGAGUGAUUUCAUGAAUUUUGAUACCAAUAUUGGUCGGUUUUAUUGACAAUUGUAAUAAUUUGUUUCACCGGAACAUGCUCCCGAAGAUCCGGAUUUACAGGAACCAAAUGUGGACAGAUUUUUCAAUCUUUUGACAGGCUAAGAUCAAAAAUCGGUCAAGAAAUGAAAAAGCGAGGCGUAUUUCAUUUUGUGGGUACCCGGGUACCCUGCCGAGUACUUAUGGGGUAAAAAAAAUUCGAAACCUUUCCCUUCGACUCCCCCUGCUGCUACAAACAGUCUGAUGAUGGAAAAUGGUUUAUUUCCACUAGUUACUAUAAGUUUCAGCUGACUGACUGAAGGUUAUCCUUGUUUUUCAAAGCAAUAAAAUCUAAAAAGGUACCCGGGUACCCUUCCGAGUACCUAACGGAUAAUAACAAAGUUAUUUUUUACAUUUUUCUUGAUACCCUUUACAUAGUAGGUAAUUUAGGUAAUAUUAUGAUCUUCAGAUUUGUGGCAAGAAAUCGUUGAAAACUUUUAAACUGACGCUGUAAUUACCGAAGAAGAGUGAGAGAGGAAAGAAUCUCUCAUUGUUACUAGGAUUCUUUUGGAAGGUCACACAAGAAUGUUUUAUUUAUUUCAUUGAGGGGUCCCAUCAAUAGGCUUCGCUGUUUAUUCCCUUUCUUUUGUCGAGGUAAAAACACACAAAAAAUAAUCUUUUGCGUUUGUUUAAAGGUAAAUUUAGACAUUUGAAAAAAUAAACAGACAGAGUUAUGUUAAAUGAACUGCACCCACUACCUUGUGUCUCACAAGGCAAUAUGUGUAAUUCAUCGAGAUGUGUUAGGAACGAGCCAUUGACAUCCUUAUACUGAAAAACAGUGAAUGGCUCAAACUCAUUUGUGCCGCUGUGAGCUGUCAAGGAAAAGGUGUAUGAAAAGUGACGGUGGUAUGCUAUCUCAUUUACACAUACGUUGAGCUGUUAGCCCUUGAAACAUAGCACGAUGUCAUAGGUGUGCUUAGGAACAAAACACAACACAAUAGUGAGAAGUUGUACGAUAUUGGGCUCUGGAAAUGUACCUUCCCAGUACCGUUAGACGGGGUGAGAUUGUGCCAUCCAACCCGUGAUUAGCCAGCCAUCUCUUCCGGGUUAGUAGACUUAUGUUUCUUGGUUAAGUAUUCAAGAAAACUUAUUCAAGAAAGUUUGGUCUUGUAAUCGCCAUUAGAUGACUGACAAACAACGGGUUUGUAUGGCAUUAUCUCACCCCGGCUUAUGGUAGUUUAACUAAAUAAAACACCAUUUUGGAAACAUCGGAGAUUGCGGGCUCGAUUCCCGUUUGGAUGACUUAUAGGGCCUUAUUAAAGAAGUCGAGUAGACUCGACUCGAUCAUGUAUUUCAGACAGGGCGAGUCGCUCGUCGAAGCUUCUGUAAUACGUUCCUUAAUUUUUUCAAACCCUAAUUCCUAUUUUCAGUCCUCGUUCAUUAUUGAUUCAAACAGAUGGUCCGAGUCUCAUGUCCACUGAGUAAAUAAUUUUUUUUAAUCAUUUUAAACGUGAUCAAUUUAGUGCCAGGGUAAAUUUUAUUCGAUCACAGUUUCUUCUUAAGCCCAACAUAGACACAACUAGUCUAAUUAUUAGUCGUUGAUACUUAACACGCGCCAGUCCAUUUCUCCUGACAGCAUUACAAUAUUUUUAGAUGCAUUCACCGCCGUGAAAUCUGGGUUAUUAUGAGUGUCAUAUUACUGAAGUAAAAACGGAAUAAGCGACGUUUCGCGUGGAAUUAUUUCACGAUCAUUUUGACAGGUGAAAAUUUCGCGAAGAUCGUUGAUUUAUGAUCUACUGAUGAUCAUCGGAUUUAUUUACCAGUAACAAGACGAAAUCGACACAUUUUUGAUCUGCGGCCAAUGGAACGUAAAGGAAAAAAAUGAUCUUCGAAUUUCGUUAAGCGGCAGAGCUCAAAACUUUCGUCUCCUUGAAAAAUGUCCUUAUACAAAAUUUCAGCUCAAUCGACUUUCUGGGAUUUAGACAUUUUUGAGCUGGAAACUCCCUCAUUUCAAUUGUCCUAUUUUUUUCAUUUCACUGUCAAUCUCACUUCACGGAGCUAAUUUUUGUCACCUCACUUUAGGUGAAAUCGGAAAUAAAUCUCAAAGAGUUUUUUUUUUUUGUAAGAUUUGGACCACUGCGACCAUUGUUUUGAUUUUUUGUUGUCAAAGAGUUAAAUGAGCGUGAGAGUGAAAUAUAUUUCAUCAUGAAUUGACUCCCGUAAUCAGCGAUGGGAAAAACAGGAGGGUUGUGUGCAAAGCCACGACCGCAAGGUUGAAGUAGAAUACUUUUACAAGAAAGAUAUCCCGGCUGCUUGCGUGUCAGUCAUUUUUUCUAGUAAAUAAACGUUGACUAAUCAGAUCAAUCGAAGUUUGCGCUUCAGCAAGGAUUGACCAUUUUCAAUAAUAUAGUAAGUUGCUUGUCAUGGUUGGGGCUUGACAAUUUUUAAAUUUUGAGAUGACAUUUUUUCGGAUGUCGUGCUCAUGACUGAAGGAAAAGAUAAUUUAGUACGUUUUGAAACACGAAGAUGGAGUAAUAUUUAUUACUCUUACAAAUGUAAAACUGUGAAUUGACUCAUUACAAAAUAUUAACUCUUCAGUCAUGUUUUUAUUUCAUCCUGAAAAGGACAAUUUGUUGUUGAUAUUAGUGUCGGAUAAGAUGCCGAUCACAUCUUUGCGAUAUCACUGACAGUGAGAAUGAACAACCAUGUGAUAAAAUAAACAGUGAAAAGCUAAACCAGACGGCUCACGUGUUGUGUCAAAAUGAGUCAACUUUUCAUUGAAUGCAUUUAUUAGUGCCCACUAUCGCACAGAGACUGCAUUUCACUAAAGUGCCUCACUGCAUCAGCCGCUAUCGAUGCAGAGAUCCGCUGCAACUGCUACGCUAUCCAUAGCCAUGCGACAGUUGUGGCCGCUAUACGCUGCCAUUGGUAUCCACUGCCCCUGCAUCAGCUGGCCCAGCUGCUAUCGUUGCUGGAAUCCGCUGCAACUAGUGCGCUAUCCAUUGCUACGCCAGCUGUGGUCGCUUUCCGCCAUCGCUGGUAUCCACUGCACUGCUAGUGCUGCUGGUAAGGGAGGACGACUGCUGUUGUCGCUGUCUAGAACUAUUAUGAGCGGCUUCGGCUGAAACAGGCUCUUAUAUAGGCCAAAUAGCAUGUUUUAAAUUGCAAGGUAUAUGAUUCUGUCGGCCGUGCUUGGGAAACAAUCAUAUAACGACUAAUCAGAGGUCGAAUUUUUCGUUUUGACAAGGCUUGACUAUUUUCAAUAGUACAAUAGUGUGAAUAAUAAAAUUACAAUUAUCUUCUUCUGGGAAGAAACUUACAAGAUUUUCCAAUCUAUUGCUGCAAAGACGAAGGAAAUCCAUCGAAUACUCACCGAUUUAUUAGCAUUUGAAAUUGGACAUAUUUUUCACUUUUUCGGUUUUAGAUUUUCAUUUCACAUCCCUAUGUAGCCGAACUUCCUGAGAGAAGUAUUCUACUUCAAAAAAUUACCUCUAGCGAUUUGGAAUACAUAUAAAGCAAGCCUAAGAUGCGUUGACAUCGUCGUCAGUAUGCGAAUAACAAAGUAUCGGUGUUGGUUCACUCUCUUUGCUUUCCUUUUUACGAUAUAUUGCUUGUCGUUAGCGUACACCACAACAUAUGGUUCUCAAUGUGCACAACUCGGUAUAUGAAGUUAUUCGUCUCUGUUACACAGAGCGAUCAGAUAUUGUUAUGUUAUUACCCAUGAAUAAGAUUUUUUGUCAGAAAAAGAAAGAAAAUGACAAUG
Molecule: messenger RNA, 10407 nt
Organism: Wyeomyia smithii (pitcher-plant mosquito)
Lineage: Eukaryota; Metazoa; Arthropoda; Insecta; Diptera; Culicidae
Gene: Alh
Product: protein AF-10
Exons: 13
Coding region: 475-5160 (1561 amino acids)
Biological process (GO): regulation of transcription by RNA polymerase II
Cellular component (GO): nucleus
Molecular function (GO): nucleosome binding; histone binding
Source: RefSeq, a predicted model, not a curated record